UAAUUCAUUCUGCGUUAUUCAAAGAUUAUCUUUUCUGAAAUAAGCUUGUCAGACAAACACAAUAAAGGGAGAGGAAAUUAUGUCACAUUCACAUAUCUCUCUCUCUCUCUCUCUCUCUCUCUCUCUCUGUGUUUUUAUGUCAACCUCCUCCCCUUUAUAUUUCCCUUUAGAGUAGGUGUGGUGCAUCCACACCUCACCAGUACUACACAGGCAGAUGACAGAAAGAAACAACACUCUCAGGUAGAGAAAUAAAGAAAGAGGGGACAGGGAGCGAGAGGGGGGAGGAGAAACAGCAGUUAGGGCUACGAAGGCGGAGGGACAGUGACAGAGGAAAAGCAGGCUGCAAACAAAUGAACUGAGGCUGAACAGAGACACACCUGGAGUCACCUAAAAACUACUGGAGGCUAGACAGACAACUGAAAUAGCCGGACAGGGCUCUGCGUUGCUGGGACGGACACUCGACAGACAUUGCUACUGUGGAAAUAAGAGCAAUAAGAAAAUAGGUGUAGAAAAGCACAAAAGAUGGAGGCGUAUGUAAACAGCAACAUCACACGUUGAGAAAGACUGACAAAGAAAAGCUCGCAGAGAGACUGAUGAAAGAGAACCAAUCAGGAGUGAAAGCAAAAGAAGCUCCUCAGAAAAGAAUAAACCACCAGAGACGUUUCAAAGGUCUGUGAGGAUUUCUCAAGCAGUUGUUCCCUCCACCUCUACAUCAUGGCCUCCAUGGGGAUGCAGCUGCUGGCCAGCGCCCUGUGCCUCCUGGGUUGGGCAGGGGUCAUCUUUAGCUGCAUACUGCCCAUGUGGCGGGUCUCAGCCUUUGUGGGAACCACCAUCAUCACCUCCCAAACCAUCUGGGAGGGCAUCUGGAUGAGCUGCGUGGUCGAGAGCACAGGGUUGAUCCAGUGUAAUCCUUACCAUUCUGUCCUUGCUCUCAGUGAAUCCCAACAGGCCGCCAGGGCUCUGACCGUCCUCGCCAUUGCUACAGGCGGUGCAGGUCUCAUUCUGGCCUUCAUUGGAGGGAAGUGCACUCGUUUUUUGGAUGAUAAAGGAGGCGGGGUUAAGGGCAAGAUCGCCGUAGCAGCAGGGGCAGUUUUUAUCUUCACAGGACUGCUGUGUUUCAUUCCCACAGUUUGGGCUGCCGGGUCCGUGGUGAGCGAGUUCUACAGCCUCUCCACAGAUGCUCAGCGGAGGGAGAUUGGAGCCUGCCUCUACGUCGGCUUGGGAGCAUCAAUCCUGCUUAUUCUGGGAGGCGGUUUGUUCAUCAGCUCAGCAUGCCCCCUUGAAUCCCACAAAGCAGACAAGAGCCCUUCUGUCCGCUACAUGGUGGUCCGCUCCUCCAACGGGUCCACCCAGGCGGGUUCUCAGCGCAGCAGACUAGCACCAGCAAUGUCUCAGCCUCCCAGAGCCGUGUUUUCCAGGUCUCAAAGUUAUGAUGGGGCAUUAACAAAGCUUCCGCUGUACACAAGGCCUCCCAGGGGCGACCGGCAUGAGCAAGGCUUCAGGAUGGAGUCAGAAAGAUCAUGGGCACCAUCAACAAAGUCUCAGAUGAAAAGUCUGGAGUCGACAAAGUCUGAAAACAGUGAGGCGCCGUCUCAGCUGAAAAGUGCAGAAAUGGAAGAUGUUUAUCAGUCAAAGGUGAAAAUGGCUGAGGAUGUGUCCUCAGAUCCAGCGCCAAGUACAUACUUAUAAUCUGGACACACACACACACACACACACACACACACACAUACACAUACACUUACACAUACUCACACACAGUUAGUUAGUUAGUUAGUUAGUGACUGUUUACUGAUACAAAGUAGUUCAUUGCAUUAAGUAUAGUUAUGUUUUUACUCCACCAUUUUGCUUUGAUAAAAGGACAAAAGGGAAAACUUCUGGACUACAUUUACUAAUAUGCAGGACUAUAGCAGCUUUAACAUGUAAUGUGCCCUAAAACCAAACUAAAAACCAAAUGCAGUACUAAAAACUUAAUCCAGGUUCACGUGAAGU
This is a messenger RNA of Etheostoma spectabile (orangethroat darter), 1989 nucleotides long. Its product is annotated as claudin-4. Lineage: Eukaryota; Metazoa; Chordata; Actinopteri; Perciformes; Percidae. Bases 715 to 1689 code for a protein of 324 amino acids. The record is from RefSeq and is a predicted model, not a curated record. Gene Ontology annotation, cellular component: membrane; bicellular tight junction. The transcript has a single exon. Gene Ontology annotation, molecular function: structural molecule activity.